Molecule: messenger RNA, 937 nt
Organism: Rhagoletis zephyria (snowberry fruit fly)
Lineage: Eukaryota; Metazoa; Arthropoda; Insecta; Diptera; Tephritidae
Product: vacuolar protein-sorting-associated protein 36-like
Source: RefSeq, a predicted model, not a curated record
AAUUGAACAUAAAAAGCAAUCGCGCUCGCGGGCAAAUUAAUGUAAAAAAAAAAAAAUAUUUGUAAAUUUGUGGCUUAGGUGCAUAGAGCCUGCGAAAUUUUUAAAAAGCUGCAUUUUUGCUAGAAAAGUGAAUUGAGUGCAGUGAUGAAAAAAUGAGAAAAGCAAUGUGCAUUUUUCCCGAUAAUAGUGCAAUAUUUAUAAGCGUAAAAAUAAAUUGACGAAUUGUAAGGCAUACGAGCAGUUGUGCAGAGGUUAGGCAAAGAAGAAAACCUAAAAGAUUCGACUAAAUUGACGUGUGUGUGGUACCUAAAAUAUUUAUUGUGAACAGUAAGUUUGUUUUUCGUCGUACUUCUGCCUCUGCAAAUGCAAAACUAAAUACUGAAUAGUGAGCGCAAAAAACUUUCUUUAUUGAUGUACUAAACAGUCAACAGAUAAAACUAUGAAUUACCAAAAAGGCAUUAAGGAUCCCAAUUUGGAGAGGCAUACAAAAGGUAAAUCGCGUCAUUUCACGGUGAAUGGUUUUAAUACGCAUGCACAACAGCAACAACAACAACAACAAUUAUCGCAACAGCAAAACCAAAGUGACGUGCGUAAUAUUUACAAUAAUCCUUAUACGCCACCGCCAGCACCAACUUCCGCACCUACCCAACAACAACAACAACAAACACAUCGCUUGCAGCAACAACAACAACAAUUGUUGUACAAGUCUAUCGCCAGCGGUGUUGUUGGUGGUGUUGGAAAUAGUGGCGCCAAUCAGUACGAUUACCCACCAGCAGCUUCGAGUGAACUUCAACUACAGCAACAACAACAGCUACAGCAGCAACAAUUUCAACUACAACAGCAACAACAACAACAACUAAGUAACGUCUUGGAAGCAGACACUUUCACCAGCCAUAAUAAAGUAGAUCAAAGUAUUGAACCGUUAAUGGACACGUAA